UUAGUUGUCACUUGUGUGUGCUGGUGAGAGGAGGUUUGCGGCGCACGGGAGGGAGAAACACGUGUAAUAUACUUUGCCUUACCUAGUGGCCUUAUCGCUGGGCUGAAGGUGUGUGUGGCCCACCACGCGCCGCCCCUGGAGCUGGCGCCGUGCCCGCUGGUUUGGAAAGUUAGAGCAGUGUUGGUGUUUGGGAAGUGGUGCAGUGAUGUGGUGGUCACGUCUCGGUGUGCGGUGACACGAACAUCUCGUGGCAGAACACUGUGAGCCUCGCCCGUGUUUGUUUUACUGUCGUGAGACGCGUUGUGCAGCGGAACAACCCUGUGGUAGCAGCGCCAGCAGCAGGCACUGACCGCCCACCUGUCAGUGCACAGUUCCAGCAGCAACGCACGUGUCUUGUCGUGAGUGUGGCCCCGUCAGCAGCGCGGCACCGGGCCCUGGAGGUGUUGCUUCGCCCACGCACUUGUGGCGCGUCCAGACUGAUGUGAUUGCCACACGCCUUGGUGACAUCGUUAGCGCCGUACUAACAACACUGGCAGGAGCGUUGGCACGUGCUGCCAAACCCGCGGCGCGUCCCUCGGCGGGUCCGGAACAUUAACACUAAUUGUCGGACUCUGUGGCGGGAGGCGUAACGGACUGCGGCGACCAUGCGUGCUGUGGGCAAGCCAUGGGAAGGCCUGGCUCGGCGCUCAGCCUGAGGAUCGCUGUAUUGACACGUCGGGAAAUGCACACAAGGAGUCAGACAUGAAGGAGAAGAUGGAGGGGGAGCGGGUGGCCGCCCCCGACGGUGGCGUCGUCGGCGAGGGGACGCAGCAGGUAGUGCGCCCCGAGGCCAUCCCUUCCGACACGAUCGACGAUGUGAACGGCAACCCGACGGAUCCAGACACGCAGCUUCAGACCAGCAAGGGCGGGCCGCGUCUCAUCACCAUCAACAGGACUGACCAGGGCUUCGGCUUCACCCUUCGUCACUUCAUAGUCUAUCCUCCUGAGCUGUCGGAGCUUCUGGGUGAACAUGGGGAAGCUCCGGAGCCCCUGUCCUCCCUCGACCCCUUGGACACCAUCUUUGUGAAGCACGUGCGGCCAGGCUCCUCUGCUCACCUGGCCGGCCUCAGAACAGGUGACCGCGUGGUGAGUGUGAAUGGUGAGAGUGUGGGCUCCCGUACCUACCAGGAGGUUGUGGCCACGAUCUACCGCUCCCCGCCCACAUUGCAGCUGCUGGUGGUGCCCCGGGAGCAGGAUCUUCUUCAGCAGGUGUUUGGGGAGACAGCACACAAUCCUGAGAGUAACUUGGAUGUAAGAAUGCCAAGUCCCAGCCACCUGCCUCCCCAGCACCUCAUCCACUACCCUACCGGAGCCUCACUGAGUCAGCCGCCCCUUGCCGUGCCUCCCUCACAUUACCCUGCAAGUCUUUCAUCGGCCUGGUCCUCACAGUCAUCCCUCAACUCUCACCAGUCUGCCAUGUCAACCGGAGCUCACCCGGCUACUGUCAUCAUGGCUCACCCUCCAUUUCACCAGCGCCCCCACCAGUCCCCAAAAGUGAUGCAGCCCCAUGGAGCACACAUCCCCAUCCACCCACAGUCAUCCACACCCACCAACCAGGCAGCAGUACAGUACUGGCCUGGCCCAAGGAAGCACUCACUGUCGAGUGGAGGGGUUGAGAAGCAGGGAUCUGGCAGUCGCAAGCAGUCCCUUCCUGGGUCGGCUGACAGAAGGCAAGCUGUCCACACUAUUCAAAACACUUUGUCCGCUGUGCCUCUUCGUGUGCCUUCUACAGCAGGGAAGCAGAGUCCCCUGCCUCCAAGUACAAAUACUCCAAGUACUCAGCCUAAUGCUUCCUCUAACGAGCCCUCCAAUGCCUCUGUCUUUGGUGUGUACGAGCCCAUCCUGGACCGAGCAAUGGGAGGGAGAGGCAGCAUCAGAGACAGCCGGAGGUUGGAGCGAGACCCAGAUGGGAGAAUAUAUGAAGUUGUGCAGACAAGAGUCAUUGAAAGCAAGCUCAAUAACACCAAUGAUAGUAAGAGAGGAAACAACAUGCAUGCUUCUCAAGGUAAUGAUGCCACUCCAAAGAGCCACCAUGGAAGGAAGACCUCUGCAGUUGGAGAAGCUGAUGCCAAGAGGGUGCGCGUGCAGUCUCUCUCUCCCCCACGGCUAAAGUCAGACCAGGUGCCCAUGAGGAGCGUCAGUGUGCACACCCAGCCUGACCGUGUGGACCUCAACACGUCACAGGAUGGCAGCCUGUACGGGAGCCAGCAGAGUAUCAGCAGCACAAAGAGUGAAUCACAUAAUCACACAUCCAAGAAACACAAUUUGUACACCAGAAGAAGCCUGACAGAGCCACUGACAGGGACCAGGGAAGGUAAUGGUGGUGGCAGUGGUGGUGGUGGUCAGUCCAAUGACAAGUCAACUCAAGAAGUUAUUAAUAGAAUUAAAAAGAAUGUUGAGCGCAAGGAAGAGUUUCUGAAGAGGCCCAACCAGCCAAUCUGGCUUCCAGCCAGCAAGGCACCAGUCAUCCACACAGACUACCACGUCAACCCACAGAAGUUCCAGAAACCCCUGUGGCCGCCCCCACAAGCUCAAACACCCCCCUCCCCUGGCUCAAUAACUAAGGCCCUCAGUUGCCUGGUGGGCACCAAACACGACACUCACCCCAAUGAACUGAACAGGAGAGCAUCACUGCCGACAGGUGAAGGAAAGCUGGAGUCAGACAAGUGCAAGAAAUAUGAAGACUGUGAGAACCAAGCCCCAGCACAAAAUGCUCGAUCUCUGGUGGGUAAUGCUGUGCCCAAGCCUUAUGUAGGGAGCCCCGCAGAGACUAGUCAGGCCAACACUAGGUAUGGGAAGGGCUUCACCUCAACUCUGUCUCGAAUUCAAGAGAAUAUUCCGAUACCAGAGCAUGGAUCAAACUCCUCGCUAGCCAGUCGGUCAGGCAGCAAGCAAGGCGACGGGUCCUUGACAGGCACACCCACUGGCAGCGAGAGGUCCCUGUCUUCUGGCAUCCUCCGCCCUGUCCCUCUUGCCUGGGUUGGGGAUAAUGAACGCAUAAAACAACUGCAGAUUGUUUCGAAGAGAGCAAAGCAGUUUGAGAACAGCCAGCUGGAGAAGGAAACGCCAGCCAAGUCAGCGUUCCAUCGCUUUGAGCUGUCUAGGCUGUCUCAGCGCACAAAGAUCCCUAACGUGGCGCAGAGGAAGCAGGAGUUUGAGAAGAAAGAUGACGACCAACAAUCUCCAGGUUUUGAGUUUGAGUUUGGCACCCAGUACAAUAAUGUGCCAAGGCAGCGCAACAGUGCUGAGCUUGUGCGCAGUGUAGUGGUGUCCAAGGAGAUGUCCCCCUCACCCCCCAAGGUGUUUAGGUCCCUCUCUGACGGAGGCUCUGUCUUCCCCGUCAGCAGGCGACUCUAUUCCCCGGGGUAUGACAAAAGCUCUCCUCCUCCGUCCGGGGAGGAAGAGGAGACAGUGCGGUAUUGCACGAACCGCGUCAUCCCCAUUGGCGGCCCGCACAUCCACUGUGAGCCGCCGCCACACAUGUCAGGAGCCCGUCCACAGAGUGACUCAGAUGUGCUUGAGAGGGAGAGAUCAAACUCCAUAUGCUCUCAGGCAUCCAUGAGCAGCCUGUGGUCCACACAGUCCAUGGAGGAAGGAGGCACCACCCGCUCCAAGGGGGUGGUGCGCCAGAACUCAUACCUGAAUGCCGUUCACUCACCAUUGUCAUACGGCGAGUUAGCGAAGCCUAGUGAGUCAGCCGCCCCCAGCGAGAACACCACCACCAUCACCACCACCCCACCUCCCUUCCCCAACCCCGCAGUCUCCUCCCCUACCGGUGGGGCUCCCCGCCUUAAACGCCCCACCUUCCUACCAAUCAAGAACCAUGCCCGCCCUGCUCUCACUUCCUAUGACAAGCAAUCUCCCGUCGGAUCUGGCAAGGGAUUGGAGGAGAGAUCGCAUGUGUCCCUCCCCCCUGGUAGGAGCGCCACUCAGAGAACACCCUCAUGCUCGUCCCUCGGCAGCCUACCCAAUAGCAUGUACCAGCUACCUGCAGUGACGACGCCUACGGUGCCGACUUCAAGUGCCGGCACCGUGGCUGGCGUCACUGUGGUGACGUCAGCUAUCACAUCCACUGGAGCCACCACCACCACCACCUCCGCUGUCACCACCACCACACCGCGGGGUCCCACAGCUGCCAGUGAUGUCCUGGUCUCCCGCAGGAACAAGGCUCUCUAUGGUGAGUGCGUGAGGCGAGGUCGUGGGGCGUCUCUGUUACACCGCGCCAGCUCCAGGGAGGAGGGCGAGCGGGUGGUGCGGCGAGUGUCAUACCUCAAGGCGACGUCCGGGGACCGCAUGUACUCCGACUCCGACCUUGACUCCGACACCGACGACAAGAGCGGUGGGCGUGUAGGCGUGGUGGGCGUGCCAUUGGAGGGUGACGUGGACAGCGCCCCGCCCAACACGCCCGCGGAUCGCCUGUGUCUGGAGCACCCGCCCUCGCCCGAGUCUUUCCUCUCUUCCGUGGACCGCCAAGGCACCCUGCACGUCAAGGUUACUCUGGUGGACGGCAAGAGGGCCGGCGAUCGCUCCUGGAAGACACUCUGGGUGGCCAUACAAGGGCGCGCCAUCAUUUUCUACAAGGACAGACAACACGCCAUGCAGACGCCCUUGGGAGUUGAGGAACAGAUAUCCCUCCGUGGUGCCGAGGUGGAGGUCGCUACUGACUACACCAAAAGGCGAAAUGUCUUGCGUCUUGCUACCCCUGGGGGCUCCCAGCUCCUCCUGCAGGCAGACACCCCCCCUGAGAUGCUGGCAUGGCUCUCCACCCUCCACAACAACUGUGCCAUACAGGAAGGUGAAGGCGAAAGCAAGGCCCCCAUGAACAACAACAUCUCACCCCAGACUGGCAACAAGGCGAUGAGGAAGCUGACAUCUCUGAGGACGCGGUCACCCACUGGUCAGUCUCCAUCCAUCAAAACACGCAAGCCUGGUGGUGUAGAGAGUAAUACUUCACCCAAAUCAAAAAAUUGGAGAGGUCAUCUCAAAAGACCUUUCAUGAAGAAAGUACAAAGUGGUUCUCCAGCAGCCACUCCCACCCUGCCAGAAGGAGCCACCAUUGGGGUCUGUUUGGAGGACUGCCCUCAGUCACUUGAGAAUGAGUUCGUUCCCCUGCUGGUGGCACUGUGUGUGGGUGUGGUGGAGAGCCGAGGACUGCAGACACAAGGAAUCUAUCGCAUCCCUGGCAACAAGGCAUCAGUCACGUACUUAACUGAGAUGAUCAACAAAGAUGCGAAAUCAAUUGAUUAUGACGAUGCGAGAUGGUGUGACGUCAAUGUUAUAUCCAGCAUGCUGAAGCAGUUCUUCCAGAAAUUGCCGGAUCCUCUAUUUACUUGUGAGCUCUACCCACACUUCAUUGAGGCGAGUAAAGUAGAGGAUCCAAAGCAGAGGAUGUUGGAAUUGAAAAAAUUGAUCCAUGAAUUACCAGAUCACCAUUACGAGACACUUCGGUUCCUCUUGGCACACUUGAACAACAUUGUUACCAACUCUGAUUUCAACAAGAUGGAUGUGCGCAAUCUGGCCAUCGUGUUCGGCCCAACCUUGGUUCGUUCUGGGGAUGACAACAUGGUCACGAUGGUCACGGACAUGUCCCACCAGUGUCGCAUUGUAGAGACUCUCAUCAGCCAUUCUGCGUGGUUCUUCUCGGAGGAUGAAGGAGAACAGUUUUCACCACCUAUUGUUGAACCUCCUCUGACCCCAAGUCCUGCUGCUGAUGGCCUCCCACUGCCUGCUGAGAUGGACACGCCCUCCAGUCGCUCUCUCCUGCUUGACAAUAUCCAGAAAGUUGAAGGCAACAUUAAGGGUGACAUGAAGAAGGAUAUUGUUUCAUCCAUCAUAUCAGCAGCUAACAGAAAGGUUCACAAAGCCAAGCAUAAGAAGCCCAUGGAAGACAAGCCUGUGGAUGAGUCCAAGUUCAUUGAUCGAGACGGAGGGUUUGAGGAACGGGACAUUGACAAAGAGGCUGAGCUCAGGAAACAGCGGCUGAUAGCCAAACAGAUGGAAAGUAUGGUGGAACUCCCUGACCCCAAGCCAAUGAGUGAACGCAAGAUUUCAAACAUGAGUCUCAUGAGUGUUCAGAGUCACAUGUCUGGUGAAUCUAAUGAGUCGCAUGGUGAAAGGACUAGUGGUGGUAGUUACAAGUUAGGGCUGCCCGGAGAUGAUCCCAGAUUAUAUUCCGUUGCAAAAAAGGAUGAACUCGUGUCCUCUCCUAUUCCAUUGACAUUGCUUUCCAAUUCUUCCUCCAUGGCUGCCAGCGUCCCCAGCCAACAGUCUAGUCAGUUUACUCCAGAAACAUCUUCACUCUUUGGAGAUGAAGUGGCCAUUCGUUCCUAUGCUGGCCUCAGUGCAAGUACGCAGGAGCGAAUACGGAAAUUUGAAAUGGAGACUCGCGCAAUGCUCCACCGUGACCUGACCAGACACCGGCGGGAGACUGAGAGAAGAGAUGCUGAGCGGCAGAGGAUAGAGGAGGAGCUGCAGCGGGCCAAGCAGGACAUGGAAUCAGAGGACCUUUUGGACCAGCUUGCUGACAAUCCCUCAGAGGUUGUCCGCAAGAUCUCUGACUACUCAUGGCGACUACAAGACUUGAGUGGGAAUGUGGGUGGCCAGCGUGGGUCACUUGUCUCCCAGGGCUCCACCACUAGCUCCCAGGCUGCCCUCAUCUCUGCAGCCCUCUCUCACCAUCCCCUCUCUAACACCUCAUUUACACCCACCACUAAUGCCACCACCCAGGUACCUAACAAUCACUUACAUCCACCUAUUAUUAAGAUUGUCAAUGAGCCUGCGGUUGGGAAGGCUACUGAUUCGAAUGAGUACAGGCAUGGCAUGCUGCAGCAGAACUCACUUGCUUGGCUUGACUAUAAUACAGCUUCACCACAUAGCACUCUUGGGUCUACCUCUUCAUCCAGUAGCUCAGGUUACGGCAGCUUAACCCGACCGUCAAAUACAACUAACCGAGGUGAGACCGAGGACACUUCUGCAAGAUCUGUUGAUGAAGCCUUCUCCUUGGAGCCCUCUGUUGCUCUUCCCAAAUCUGGCUCUACCUCUCAAUGCUCUUCCCCCUCCAACACUAAAAAGAAAAAGUCAAGUAAAGGCCAUGGUUUCUUCUUCGGUUUAACCUCCUCAUCUUCAUCACCCUCCCUCUUUCCUUCGAUGUCUGAUGCUGCCACUGAACUAACGCCAACACGCAAAAUUGGCCAAACCACCAUUUACCCCGAGAGUCCCCGUCCUCCUCCUCACAAGUCUCACACACCCUCACCGUCCCACCUCACAGUUCCUGCAUCAACACUAACUCCUCAACCUAACACUCCCGUCCAAGGCCGACACAAAGACUCAAUCCUCCACCACAUCCUACCCAGCCGCCUAUACCACUCCCCUCGUCCCCUACGUCGAGGGUCCUCCGCUGAGAACGUCACUCAGCCACUCAUCAAUCCUACCUCCCCUUCCACCUUUGACACCCAGAAGGUCGUGAAUAAUGGCACUCUGAAGAGGGCCAGAACCAGCAGGGAACAGAUUUUAAAUGGUCCCGAACAAAUGCCAAGAUGCGGUUCAUUAGAUUCUCUCCGCGACGGCCCCCAUGUUCCCCACGAUGAUGGCAGUGAUCUGUUGAGUGCCAUCACUGCCACCUUCGAAGAGAAAAUGCGUAGCCUCCAGGAGUCUUCCUUGGGUCUCGUCACUUCAGAUUGCAGCGAUUCCAACAGCAGUCAAGAUUCCUCACCUGAAGAUGUGCGUCAGCUUCCAGAGCAGCCAGGCAGAGGGAAUUCCGGGUGCCGUCUGUACCGUGACCCUUCCCUCCACCGCCGCCGCACCAGCCCCCGCACCUCAGUCACCACCCCUGCUGCCUCCACUGCUUCGUCUCACAUCUCCCAAGUAGAAGAUAGCAUUCAAUCAAGUAGCAUAAAGGAGAGUGACUAUAAGGUACUGACUGAAGAUAAGAAACCUGGAGUGAAAGUAAAACGAACAGAUUCCUUAACAAAGUCAGAAAAGACUGAGAAUAAUUUGAAAGAAAAAACUGAGAAAAGAUCUCGAGAACUUAAGCGAACUGAUACUCAAGAAAGUCUCAAUGAAAAGAGACCGAAAGAAAUGAAGCGAUCAGACCUUCUGGAGGGGAGAGACAGGCUUCAAGAGACAUCUAAGAAGUCAGACACAAAAGAAAAUGCAUCAGGUCCCACCAGGCGUUCCUCAGACCUCAGAAGUCGACGCCACAAUGUGAAGGAACUGAAAGAAAAAUUUGAACAGAACACUGGCAGUCAGACAAACACCAGUCCUAUGAAGCCUUCUAAUAAUCUUUACAGCAGUAGCAAUAGCAGCAGCAGCAACAAGGGGAGCAAAUCAGGCAUCAAACGCAGUAAUUACCGCGGCCCCAUCAAACGGCGGCACACUGUGGGGGGCACCAAGGACCUCGCCAAGUGGGCAUGGAUACAUAGUGUAGAAAUGUCCAAGAAUGCACUCCGGGCCACCCGACCCACUGCCUGGGAGCGACUGCAGCCCCUGGUGGUGGAUGAGCGACUUAACACGGACAGGUCUCUCGAGGCCUGGCUGACCCACGAGCGUAUCAGGACGUCCUCGCCAGACCUGUCCAGGCCACAACAGUUGGUGUUGCCAUGUAUCAUUGGGGACAAGGAGAACCUCCACCGACGCCUCAGUGUACAGGAAGCAGCAUUGAAUCCUCUCUAUCCUGUACUGGAGAGUCAUGUUUAAUGGUGUUUGAAGCCAGUGCAUUUUCUUUCCUUUGGCUCAACUUGACUCACUGCACGAGUGACUCACUCAGACUGCUUACAUGUACAAUGAUGAGUGUUGGAAUGAUGAGAGGGGUAAUGAACAGUGCUGUGAUUAUUUGUAUUAGAUAUUGUUUUAAAAAGCAUAUCAUUGUAAAUAUGAAUACAUAUAUAUAUGCAUAUAUAUAAAUAUAUUGAAACAUCAUGAGCACAUUAUGUACAGGAUAAACAUUUUUAACUCACCUUGUAAAUACAAAUUUUAUAGGUUAUACAUAUGUCAUUGCAUUUCAUUUGUAUAAUAUUCAAAUCUGAAUAUAUUGCAUAACUGUAACAGUUUUUUUUAGCUUGGGGUUAUGCCAUGCCAGUCUUGCAAAGCAAGAAUUACAUGUUGCAUGGUUAUGGAAUUGAAACGUGUAUGAUGUGAACACUUGAAGCAAAUCUUUCUUGAAAAGGCAGUAAAGUGAGUAAGGCAUUUCAAGAUGAGUGAGCUGCUUGUAAAAAUAUUGCAUGUUUGAUUCUGAAAAUGAAGGAAUACACUUUCAUCCAAUGUUAUAUAGGAUAAUUGGAAUAGAUUGAGACAACUUAAUAGUUUGAGUCAAAAAGAAUAAUUUCUAAUAACACAGGUAGGUUGCCAGCUACAGUACAUUAAAGCUAAGACCAUAAGAAUAGAUUACAAUUGUUUAAUAUUGAAGCCUUUUAACAUUUAUUUCAGCUGAAUAAAUAAUGUUCAUGGUU
Portunus trituberculatus (swimming crab) is the source of this 9485-nucleotide messenger RNA. It is a transcript of the gene RhoGAP19D, whose product is annotated as rho GTPase-activating protein 21-A-like. NCBI's taxonomy places the organism in Eukaryota, Metazoa, Arthropoda, Malacostraca, Decapoda, Portunidae. The record is from RefSeq and is a predicted model, not a curated record. The coding region runs from base 742 to 8733 and encodes 2663 amino acids. The transcript is spliced from 26 exons. Gene Ontology annotation, molecular function: protein binding; phospholipid binding. Gene Ontology annotation, biological process: signal transduction.